AUGGGGCUUGAUCCACAGCUGAUGAGGACAUACUACAGAACUCUAUUUCCCUUGGACCUCAUGUUCAGAUGUCUUAGGAUAGACGAGAGCCGCGAGAUUUCCUUUGGGCUGGGGUCUGGCGGGUACAUUCGCUUUCUAACGUUCAGAACUGCUGAUGAGUUUAGGAAAAAGCUGAUGGGAAUUGCUCCAGAUAAAAUUGAUGUUGGAGCCAUCUACAGAGACAGGCCUACAAAACACAGCAUCUCAAGGGUUGUUGGGAAGGAGCUGGUUUUUGAUGUCGACCUGACUGAUUACCCGAGAGAAUGCUGCUCCGAGAAGCUUGUAUGCAACAGAUGCUUGGUGCUGAUAAAAGCGGCAGUCGAGAUUCUCAACUAUUCGCUGAGAGAGGAGUUUGGAUUCAAGGAUGUGGGCUUUGUGUUUUCUGGAAGGCGUGGGGUGCACUGCUGGGUGUUUGACGAUGAGGCGCUUGAGCUGAGUGACCUCGAGAGAGGAGAGAUAGUGAAAUAUUACGACUCUGUUGCCAAGAAGAAGAAGUAUCCUGAGGAGUAUAGAAGGAUUCUACGGAAGUACUCUUCUCUUCUCGGAGACAAGGAUCUGGAGGAUUCCGAGCUGUUUGAGAAGAUGUAUCUGAGGAUAGACAAGGAGGUGACGCAGAAGACCAAGCAUCUGAUUAAGAUGCCGUUUUCUGUGCAUCCUAGCACAGAGAUGAUCUCCGUUCCGAUCGACGUCUCUAAUUUGGAUACCAUCAGGCUGGAGGAUUUUCCAAGGCUGAAGGAUGUUCUGGAAUCACCCGAAAGACUCAAACCAUAUCUCGACAUUGCAAACAAAUGGAGGGCCCUGUCUUGA
Encephalitozoon cuniculi GB-M1 is the source of this 846-nucleotide messenger RNA. RefSeq lists its product as uncharacterized. Lineage: Eukaryota; Fungi; Microsporidia; Unikaryonidae. Bases 1 to 846 code for a protein of 281 amino acids. Gene Ontology annotation, biological process: DNA replication, synthesis of primer. Gene Ontology annotation, cellular component: alpha DNA polymerase:primase complex. The record is from RefSeq and is marked provisional. The transcript has a single exon.